AAGAGCCGCCGCAGGAGACUCUCCUCCCUCGGUGUGGCCCCGCCCUUUCUGUGAGCCUGUGGAGGGGAGGAGGCAGCCGGCGCCUGAACAGCGGGAGAAGGAGCGAGGAAAGAAAGUCACGUCCUCCCGCCCAGCCAGCGCCACCCCCUCUGACUUACCUGGCCCCUUUGUGCGCGCGCCUUGUUAACCCUCGUCCGCCCUAUUCUUUUCACCACCAAGCCCUCUCCAGCCAGGACAUGGCUCCUCUAGCAGCAGCAAGGCUCGGCGGUUCUUCGUCUAGAGCCGCCUGCCUCCAACUUGCUAUCAGUCUCCUGGUACUAAGUUUAUAUUGCGAAGCUUGCAGGAAAGUGACCUUUAAUCUGCCUUCCAAACUAGAAGCAGGGGCAUUAAUUGGCAAAGUAAAUCUGAAACUGUGUCUCAGGACUUCAGACCUAAUCACUUCAAGUGAUCCUGACUUCAGAGUUCUAGAAGAUGGUUCUUUGUUUUCAACAAAUGCUAUUUCAUUGUCUUCUGCUGGCAGAAAUUUUACAAUAUUGCUUACAGACUCACAAAAAAAAAUACAAAAGCAAGUGCCCGUCAUUUUGCAAUCCAAUCUGAAAAAGGCCACUGAAAAAGGGGAGAUUGUUCUUAGAAGAAGUAAACGAAGAUGGGCUCCUGUUCCAACCAUUAUAAUGGAAAACUCGCUGGGACCUUUUCCAAUGCAAAUUCAGCAGCUGUUUUCUGAUACGGCCCAAAAUUAUAAUAUCACCUAUUCGAUAAGUGGUCCUGGUGUUGACCAGCCACCUCUGAAUUAUUUUUACAUUGAGAGAGAAACAGGAAAUCUCUUUGUUACAGGCCCCAUAGAUCGGGAAGAGUAUCCAGAAUUUAAGAUAAUUUGCUAUGCAAGAACAUUAGAUGGCUAUACCCCCGAGAGACCACUUGUACAUGUAAUACGUAUAGAAGAUGACAAUGACAACCCCCCAGUUUUUAACCCAGCUGUCUGUACUUUCCAGGUUUACGAAAACAGCAGAUCUGGUACUGUAAUUGGAGAAAUGACUGCAACAGACGGAGAUGAGAUUGGUACACUGCAUACUAAACUGAAAUACAGAAUUAUAAACCAGAAUCCCGUGUCUUCUAAAUUCCCUACAAUGUUUAAUAUCGAUCCAGAUUCAGGUGUUAUCACUUUGGCAUCCCCAGGCCUGGAUAGAGAGGAUGUGGAACAAUAUGUAUUAUUAAUAGAAGCAAGAGAUAUGGCAGGUCAGCCCUUUGGUUUGUGCACUACUGGGACAGCUGUGAUUGAGCUUCAAGACCGAAAUGACCAUGCACCCAUGUGUGAUAAGAGUUUGUAUGAAGUGUUUAUUCCUGAAAACACAGUUGGUGCAAAAGUAAUAGAGAUUGGUGCCGUAGACAGAGAUCUGCCAGAAACAUCAGCCUGGCAUGCUACCUUCAAGAUUAUAAAGGGAAAUGAAGAUGGUGCAUUCAGCAUUGAGACAAAUCCACGUUCAAAUAUUGGAACUUUAUGUGUUGAUAAGGGCCUGGAUUAUGAAAAAACCAAGGAGAGAAGAUUGGAAAUUUCUGUAACUAAUGACGAGCCUUAUGUACUACCACCAAAUUCAAGAACCGUUUCUCAAGGUUCUUGUGUUGUUGUUGUCAAAGUACGAGAUAUAGAUGAAGGACCAGUAUUUGACCCAUGUGUAUAUAUUCUAAAUAUUAAGGAAUGUUUACCAGGUGGAACUAUGGUUGGCCAUUACCUAGCAAAGGACCCAGAGACCAGAAAUAGUGAAGACAUUAGGUAUGGAGUACUACAAGAUCCAUGUGGUUGGAUCACCAUGGAUGAAAGAGGUGAAAUCAGAACCACUAAGCUCUUAGACAGAGAUGCCCCAAAUAUGCAAAAUUACCAAUGUAAUGUAACAGUUUCUGCUACAGAUCGGAGUGGCAAAACAGGUACUGGAGUAAUAGUGGUUAAUCUGGAAGAUGAAAAUGAUAAUUUCCCUGUAAUUGUUCAACGAGAAAAAAUAAUGUGCAGAGACAGAAAACCAAUUUGUCUUACUGCUGUGGAUGCUGAUCUACCUCCUAAUACUGUUCCUUUCACUUUUGAAAUAACCGAUAGAAACUUGGAAUGGAAACUGAUAGGAAAUGAUGAGAAAUCUGUAUUCCUGGAACCAGUGAACCAUAUACCUUAUGGGGUUUACGAUAUUCCUAUUAUGGUAACUGACAAUGGUGGAAAGCAAGGUAUUACUGUUGUAAGAGUUCUAGUGUGUGACUGUACUACCCCUAGUGAUUGCAUUGGCGCUCUGCCAGACCGAAACAUCGAACCAGAAACAGGGAUCUAUCAGUCACCUAACGUCACCCUUGGACUUUGGGCCAUACUCGCAAUGAUUUUGGGAUCAUUAUUGCUGCUACUGAUUCUGAUAACACUUUGUGGAUGCUGUGGUGCUGCACCUGUGAGCAGCAAACAUGUGUGUGAUGACUUAGCUAACCAGAACUUGAUCAUAUCAAACACUGAAGCUCCUGGAGAAGAAGUAAUGGACCCAAACAUACUUCCACUGAAAACAGGAAAUGUUGUUACUUCUGAUCAAGGGGCCGGCUUUGGAAUGAAAGCUGGAGGACAGGAGUCUUUUGAAAUGGUCAAAGGAGGAGGGCAUCAGACCAUGGAUUCACUUGAAGGAGGAGGACUUCAUACCUUACAGUCAGUCAAAGGACAUCAUACGUUGGAAUCUGGAAGAGGAUAUGGACAUCCCAUGAUGGAUGCCUAUAGAUACUCCUAUUCAGAAUGGCAGAAUUUCACACAUCCUCGCCUAACUGAGAAGGUGUAUCUGUGCGGACAGGAUGAAGAACAUAAGCAUUCUGAAGAUUAUGUCCUUUCAUAUAACUAUGAAGGAAGAGGAUCACCUGCUGGCUCUGUAGGCUGCUGCACUGAUCAGCAGGAAGAGGAGGCACUGGACUUUUUAGAUCAGCUGGAACCCAAGUUUAGGACAUUAGCAGAAACCUGUGUGAAGAGAUAAGUUUGGUGAUGACGGCAAAAAUAAUUGUCUUUCUCAUGGGGAUGACUGUUGUAAAAUUUCAGUGGAUUUUUCUGUCUUUUUUCAUUUCUUGUGGGAACAGUUUGCAAAGAUAUCUUUGUUAGUAUCAUUGUUCCUCUACCUUAAACUUCAGUAUGCUAUCUAAUUUGAUCUACCUGCAACACUAUCUAAACUUGGUUUACCUUUUAAUGUGGAAUUUGCUUUCAAUGUCUUUGACUAAGUCACUGUUAUAGGCAAACUGCUUUGUAAACAACAUAGAUUUUUUAUAUUUUCUCUGAAGAUAUUUGGGUGGUGGGAAGUCUUUUUUUGUCAGCUGAUGUUUUCCUUUAGCUUUAGAGAAUAAAUACAAUUUGCUAUAUGUUAAACUAGUUGUACAUUUAUAGAUAGAAAAACCAAAGCCUUUAUAUUUUAAAAUUAAAUAAUGGAAUUAAAAUGUUUGAGCAAAAAUUCCUAAAUUUGCAAAUUGACUUGUGGGGGAGAGAGGAAAAAUCCUUAAUGUAUAGAUGGAGUGUGUCUAAACUU
Molecule: messenger RNA, 3524 nt
Organism: Sphaerodactylus townsendi
Lineage: Eukaryota; Metazoa; Chordata; Lepidosauria; Squamata; Sphaerodactylidae
Product: desmocollin-1-like
Exons: 16
Coding region: 237-2984 (915 amino acids)
Biological process (GO): homophilic cell-cell adhesion
Cellular component (GO): plasma membrane; desmosome
Molecular function (GO): calcium ion binding
Source: RefSeq, a predicted model, not a curated record